Messenger RNA from Cuscuta epithymum, 3612 nucleotides. The record is from the annotation of a GenBank genome assembly. Lineage: Eukaryota; Viridiplantae; Streptophyta; Magnoliopsida; Solanales; Convolvulaceae.
GGGUAUAGGAUGCAUGCUCAUAUUCCGGACCAGUUCGUCAACAAGUUCAUUGGUAUCUUCAAGGAGGGACGUUUGUUUGCAGUGAAAAACUUCAUGGUGGAAGAGAACUACAUGUUCUUUAAAACCUCAACAAGUGCCUAUAGGCUUCGUUUUUUUAACAAGAGUGCUGCCUUUGAGAUCAAGGGGGUUCCAUUCCCCAUAAGAACUUACUCACUGGUGUCUUUUGCUUCAUUGCAAGCUCAAGACACCAUAGAUGAGAAAUAUGGAAUAGACAUAAUGGGUCAAGUAGUGCAUGAUAAAGACCCGAAAACGAUUCUGAAGAAUGAUAGGACCCGAAAAUUGAUGGAGAUGGUUUUGGGAGAUCCAGAGUAAGUCUUUGAUUUGUUCAUAAACACUUUAAUUGGUUUUUUGUGUGCCAUUAAAUUGAAAUAAACUAAAUGCUUUGAGUAGAGGGAAUGUGAUUGCAUGUACUCUUUGGGGACCGAUGGUUGAGAUGCUCAUGACAUACAAGCAGACAACAUCGGAUCCGAUUGUGAUGCUGCUGCAGUGUUGCAGAGCAAAAAAAUACCAAGGUUGUCUUAACAUCUGUACCCCUUCUGCUUACUGUAUGCUCUAUAAUCUAACACAAGAUGUUAUUUAGGUCAUGUUCAUGUGUCAAACAUGUUCAACACCACCAAGGUCAUUUUAAAUGGAAGUGAUGAUGAAUUUGUGGAGUUCAAGUCAAGGUAGAAACAAUAAUCUAUAAUCAAGACCAAAACAAAACACAGCUCUCUCUAACAUUUGAUAAUAAAAUAUAAAAUCAGGAUGGCUGAGAGGUCCAGUAGUGGACUUAGGUUUUCAAUAACAACUGACAACUCAGACGAUGGAGACUUGGCAACUGGCCAGCAAGAUUUGAUCACUAUUGAUGCCCUAUUAAAACUUGAGGAGGCAAGUGUAUUGUAAUUAUAAUUUGAAAGCUCUUAUAGAGAAAAUUUGACUCGACUUUUUGUUUGAUAACAGGAAGGGAAACAUUGGGUUUACGGAGAGAUAGUGGCUAUCGACAACUACAAAGAUUGGUCCUACAUUUCAUGCAUUAGUUGUAACCGGAAGGUUUCCACUAACGGGGAGAGCUUUUGGUGUGCCUCUUGCAAUGCAAAUGACGCUGUUCUUCGGUUUAAGGUGAAUGUGAGGGUAGUUGAUUCCACAACACAUGCCUCCUUCUUGCUGUGGGAUAGGGAGGUCUCAUGCUUACUGGGAAAGUCGGCUGCCUCCCUUAAGGAACAAAUAACUAGGGUAUGUGUUGGUACUAAGUUCUAUUUUUCUUAGUUUGUCUUACAUGGUAUACUAACCUAUAAUUAUUUGCAGAGGAACUUUGGACCACAUUACUUCCCCUCUGAGAUAACCUCUCUCAUUGAUAUAAAAGCUUUGUUUAAGGUGCAUGUUAAAAGAGAAGGCAGGGGUUUCAAAGGAAAUCAGACUUUCAGCGUUAUAAAAAUGAACACCGAUCCCAAGGUGCUGGCACUUUACUCAUCACAGAUUAAUGCUGUGGAGGUAUACAUUUUAAUUUGUUUCCCUGGGUAUAAAGACUCUUUCCCCUGCAUUUUUUACGGGCUAUUCUUGCAGGAGGAAGAUGAGUUCACUCGAUUGGCUAAAGAGUUUUCAGGUCCUGGAAGUGGGGUAGGUAUUCUAAAUAUUUAUUUAGUUGUAUCCUAGCGAGGUAUCUCAAAAGUAACUCAAGGUUUUUUGAAAUUUCAGGUUCAGUCAUCACAGCAAUCUGUGUCCAGCAGCCCGCUGCUAACCAAGGAGAAAAGGAGUGAUUUGAAAGUGGACAAUGAGAAACUGAAACGUGACCUGUUUGGAGACUCUUCUACUUCAACAUCUGGAAAAAAGCUCAAGGGGGUGAAAAAGGAAUAAAGAUUAUGCUUCGCUCUGUGUUAUGUGUGACCAUUAUGUGUGACUAUGUUAUGUGUGGCUAUGUUUGAAGAUUAUGUAUGUACAAUAAAGGCAACUUUGGCCACCUAUUUUCUGCCCCUUCAGGGCCCUGUGUUGGCAAGUGUUGGCCUCUUUUAAAUGGUUUUAGUCUAAGGACUCGGGCAUAGGAAAUUUCUAAUCGUGUGUACUGCAGGCACAUCUAUAUGAUAUAUUGUAUUAAGAUAUAACGAAGGGCUGUUAUAUGUUGGACUUCUAUGGGAAAUACUUAUGGACUUAUGGUUCUAGCCUCCUAUGGGUGUUUGGAGGGUGAGAUUAAAAAUACUCAAUGAAAUUCAUUUAGUGUUGGGGCGGAUGAGGGAGUGAUUCCAGAAAUGAAUAUUACCACUGGACUCCAGUAAUAUACAUUUGAUUGGAAGACGUUAUUUUUAGUGAAUGUGUAAUUCACUGAAGUAUGAUGUUGUUUGGUAAAGUUGAGAAUUGUUGUGUAAUUCUCUCUUUAACUUUAACAACUGCCUGUGGGAAGGUAUAUUGACUUUACAUAAUGGCAAUUUUUUUUUAAACCUAUGUGAAGGAUCACACUAAUGAUUUUCUUGACAAAAAUUUGGAUAUUUUUUUAAUAGAACACCACAAAUGAACAAUAAUUUCAAUGUUAUUUUAUAGUUUGUAACACAAAGGGUGCAUAAUGAAAAUGGUUUUAAGAGAAUAUUUGUUAGUGUCUCUCUUAAAGAGAAAAACAACAUUUGUCACAUAAUAUACCAUAUAUCACCCCCCUGAUUGGCUGGCAUAACCAUGGCAGUUAGUUAUACCUAGGCAGUUAGUUAUAUCACCCCCCUGGGGGUGCCAAUGAUUGACACGCAAUAAAACUCCACUACAUACAAUUCGUUUUACUGCAGCAGUUCUUAUAAUGGCUAGCUUUUUUAAAAACCUAUGUGAGGAAUAAGAGUAUAAGACUAAGGAUUUUAUUGAAAAUUGUGAGUCAUUUUUUUGGUGUGUCAAGAAUACUUUCUUUAGGCACAAUUAACAGACAUGUGUACCCCCUAUUAGUCUUCUGGGGAUACAAUUUUAAGGGAGUGUUUGGAAAACUGUGUUUGUGGCGAGUGUGUAAUGCAGCACAUAUAAUGGCAAUGUGAUAUAACAAGAUUAAUUGGGUGGGUGUGAGUGGAGUGGCGUACCUGUUAUCUCUUUGGAUGUCGAUGUGUUUCCCUACAUCUACCCUACAUCUAUUUAUUAGAUUUACAGACCCAUGAUAGGAACAGAAACAAGAAAGAACAAAAAAAUAAAAACCCUUGACAGAAGGAUUCCUCCAAGCCGCAGCCUCAGGAUAGUUAGGCAGGUCCUUGCAAGUCCAGGUUUCCAUCAGCACCAGAAAUGAACAAUAAUUCCAAUUUUAUUUGUAAAAUUGUUACACAAUGGACAAGGAAUGAAAAUGAAUUGAAGUGAAAAUUAGUUAGUCAAAAUGUGAAAUGGAAGACAGUAUUGAUAACAUAAUAUAGCAUAUACCAACCCCGAUUUGAAGUGAAUUUUAGUUAGUCUUAUGUAGGUAAUAAUAAUUUGAUACUAAAUUUUCGGGCGGGGAUGCUUGAAGACAUUAGUGCGGUGGUUAAAUGUUGUCAUGCAUGUUUGUCAAAGAAAUAAGUUUUUUCUACUAGAAUAAAAGUGAAAGACAUUUAUGGAAUCCGUGUGUCUACUUAUUAGUUUUAC